Messenger RNA from Plectropomus leopardus (leopard coralgrouper), 666 nucleotides. Lineage: Eukaryota; Metazoa; Chordata; Actinopteri; Perciformes; Serranidae. The record is from RefSeq and is a predicted model, not a curated record.
CGGGCAUCACAGAGGAGCUCCCGGUGUCUCCAUGGUAACCCAGCCAGCUACAGGAAGUCCCCGGCGGUCUUCGACCAGUCGCAGCCAGGCAUCAGUGGGGAGACGAGCCAAUGAGACGCUGAGGGAGCCGGGACGUUUGAGGACGGACAUGAAGACGCUGCUGACGCCAGAAGAGUCCCUGAAAAUCACCAGACCUCCUGAACCAAAACCACACCAGGACCAGCAAAACCAGUCCCAACAAAACCAGUCCCAGCAGUCCAAAUCCCAAGAAUCUCACUCCCAACAUUCCCAGUCCUCUCCAAACCAUUUCCAGUCCGUACAAUCCUCAGACCAUCAGCAUCAUUUCCAGUCCAAACAACCCAAAUCCCAGCAGUCCCAGUCUUCUCCAAACCGUUCACAGUCCCUGUCCCAUUCCCAGUACCAACAAACUGAGCCACAACAAAACCAGUCCCAACAAAGCCCAACCCAUCAAACCCAGUUCACCCAGCAGCCCCAGUGCAUGGUCCAGAGGCGGCCUGUGGUUGGGUCUGUGUUAGAGGAGGCGGGUCUGGUUCUCCGUCAAGUUCAGAGACAGAAGAAAGUUCUGGAAGAGAACCUGGAGGCUCAGCUGAGAGCGAGAACCGCAGAGAACCUCCACCGCCAGCUGGAAGCUCUGACCGCUAACAG